Messenger RNA from Zygotorulaspora mrakii, 1896 nucleotides. It is a transcript of the gene SRP72, whose product is annotated as signal recognition particle subunit SRP72. Lineage: Eukaryota; Fungi; Ascomycota; Saccharomycetes; Saccharomycetales; Saccharomycetaceae. Gene Ontology annotation, biological process: SRP-dependent cotranslational protein targeting to membrane. Bases 1 to 1896 code for a protein of 631 amino acids. Gene Ontology annotation, cellular component: signal recognition particle, endoplasmic reticulum targeting. The record is from RefSeq and is a predicted model, not a curated record. The transcript has a single exon. Gene Ontology annotation, molecular function: 7S RNA binding; ribosome binding; protein binding.
AUGGGGAAAGAGAACUUGACACAAUUGCUCUCUCAAUUGAAUGUGCAAUCCACGCAAGAGGAUUCUUGUGAGGUGGAGAAAAUAUGCAAAGAGUUACUGAAAAAUGGGUGUGAAAAUCCGGGUUUUAUCCUGAGAGCAUGCCUAGUGGCAGUAAUUAAACAAGAUAGAUACAAGUCGUCACUUGAGAUACUCAAACAAAAUAAAGACAUCGAUGACAAAUAUGGCGAAGAAUUCAUUUUGGAGAAACUCUACGUUUUCUACAAACUUGAUGCUACUCAUGAAUUCGAAGCACUGUAUUCUAAAAUCAAUCCACCUCCUCUCGAAUCUUUUGGAAAGGCAAACAAUAGAGGUAUCCUUCAUGUACGGGCGCAAUUUUGCUACAAGCAAGGACUUUAUGAGGAGGCAUUCAAGAUAUAUAAUUUACUGGCAAAACACAAUGGUGAUUUGAUCGAUAAUGAUUUGGAGUUGGCCUGCAAUGAGAGAGUGCCAUUAACAGCGAUGCCAGAUAUAAUCAAUGAUUCAACAAUUUUGAGCCAAGUUAAUGAAGAGUCAUACGACUUACUUUUAAAUGAUUCGAUGAUAUUAUCCGCUCGCGGGAAAUACGAUGAAGCAAUAGAGUUGUUAGAACAAGCUUACAAAAUUGCAAAAAGAGAAGGCUAUGAUAGAGAUCAAGAAGCCAUCGGGUUACAGUUAGCUUUUGUUUUGCAAAUGAAAGGUGAUAAUAAAGCCAGUCACAUCCAUCUCCAGGAAUUAGUAUCGCUACUGAAACAAGGCGGCAGAAAAUCUCCGUUCACCCUGUUAGCAAGAAUGAAUGAAAAAUCAUUUGCAGAUCUCUCAAAAUACAACGAUAACCUUAAUCUGUCUAUAAGAGAACUGGAUUUCAAGACUUUAGAUUCAAUGAAGAGCAAGCAAUUCACGCGUGAACAGUGGACUGUCAUAAACAGGAAUCGCCUAAUUUUGCAUUUGUUUAACAACAACUCGGUUCAAUAUGGCUCGUCAUUGCUUUCACGCUCGCUUCACAACUACUCAAAUUUGGUAAAUGACGUGAUCUUUGAGAGUUAUAAGACACAGGCAAAGAAGUUAUAUCACCACGCUGUACAAAUGAUCAAUAGUGGGGUAAAUGGAAGUGUCAUCGGAUUUUUGAUUAUCACUGUUCAACUGUUAGUUGUGGAAAAACAAUGGCAAAAUGCGAUAGCAGUCUGCGAGCUUUACUUGAAUAAAUUAGCGAACUCCACAUCUCAAGUCGACACCGUUGAGCAUCACGCGGUGUGCUACAUUCUGUUUGAACUUUACAAAAUUACUGGCAGAGAUCACUCAAAGAGCGUGCUAUUGAAGAAUCUUACAAAUGGGAAGAAAACUAUAUCGAAAGAUGUACCAUUUUGGAAACAUGUUGGCUUUCAACACUUAUCUCUUGGGAACAUAAAGGAUGCCAAAAAACUGUUCAAACAGGUUUUUGCAUACGAUAGUGAUAAAGCAUUAGAAAAAGUCAUCUUUGACACCACUUUAGAUGUUGAUGAAAGUCAGGAUAUUACCCAAAAUAUUGAUGUGGAAAAGCUACUACUGCAAGGAAUCAAAUGUCUAGAAACAUCCAAUAAAUUAGAAAGUAAGCAACAUAUCUCAAAGGUGCAGAAAAAGCGCAUCAAUUUGAAAAAGCAGAAAAAGAAGGAACAGCGACUAAAAAAAUUUCUACAAACUCACGGCUCUACUAAGAAUGUUGAUCCCGAAAGAUGGCUGCCUUUGAAGGAUAGGUCGUCGUACAGACCAAAAAAGAAGCAAUCUUUAACGAAACAAACCCAAGGUGGAGCAAUGAAUAAGAAAGCAGAACAGGCCCUAGAUAUCACUAAUAAGCUAAAGAAGACUGUUCCUACUACUCGCAGAAAGAAAGGCCAUAAGUAA